AUGAAUGGUAAAGAUAGAGAUUUUGGAAAAGAAUUAAAUACAUGCAGUGAAGAACUUCUCAUUCUAAGAAAGAGAGAUUCGGAAAAGAAUGAUGAUGCAUUGAGUAAAUGCGGUGUCGCACUAAAUAAGUAAAAUCACUAUUAAGAAGCUCUUGAUUGUUGCGAUAAAUCCAUUUCUAUAAACCCUAAUAAUGAUAUUGCAUGGUGCAACAAGGCCGCGGCAUUAAAUAAUUUAACUCACUAUAAAGAAGCUAUUGAUUGUUGCGAUAAAUCCAUUUCUAUAACCCUAAUAAUGAUACUGCAUGGUGCAUCAAGGGUGCAGCAUCAAAUAAUUUUAACUCACUAUAGGGAAGCUAUUGAUUGUUUGCGUAAAUCCAUUUCUAUAAACCCUAAUAAUGAUACUGCAUGGUGCACAAGGGUGCAGCAUUAAAUAUUUUAACUCACUAUAAAGAAGCUAUUGAAUGUUGCGAUAAAUCCAUUUCUAUGA
This is a messenger RNA of Paramecium tetraurelia, 486 nucleotides long. RefSeq lists its product as uncharacterized. The record is from RefSeq and is a predicted model, not a curated record. The transcript has 5 exons. NCBI's taxonomy places the organism in Eukaryota, Ciliophora, Oligohymenophorea, Peniculida, Parameciidae. Gene Ontology annotation, molecular function: protein binding.